Moesziomyces antarcticus is the source of this 1905-nucleotide messenger RNA. RefSeq names its product YL1-like protein. Gene Ontology annotation, biological process: regulation of DNA-templated transcription; chromatin remodeling. Gene Ontology annotation, cellular component: nucleus. Gene Ontology annotation, molecular function: ATP-dependent H2AZ histone chaperone activity. The record is from RefSeq and is a predicted model, not a curated record. Bases 1 to 1905 code for a protein of 634 amino acids. The transcript has a single exon. NCBI's taxonomy places the organism in Eukaryota, Fungi, Basidiomycota, Ustilaginomycetes, Ustilaginales, Ustilaginaceae.
AUGCCGCGCUCACGCUCGCCUCGAGCGGGCUCAGCCGGCGUCUCUCGCUCGAGCGACAACGAGGACCCUCCCGCGGCCUCCACAUCCUACCGCAUCGAGCGCUACGACUCCUCCUCCACCACAGACCUCAUGGUCACAUCACGCUCGAAGCGCAGCACCGCAGGUAACCGACUCAAAGCGCUGCUUGAUCAGGAGCUCGAGAAGGACGAGGUGUUCGCCGAGGUCGAGAACGACGUCGACUUUGAGGCGAACGAGCACGACGAUGGCGUCGAUAUUGUGGACAGCGACUUUGACCGCGACUCGGACGACGAUGCACGCCCCGGUGUCGACGACGACUCUGCAGGCGAGCGCGAGAUCGAAGCGCAAGAAAAGGCGGACAAGCAGAAGCGCCGUGCCACCGCGCGGGCGGUGGGAAUCAUCAAACGUCCUGCGCCCGUCCGUGCGCCGCCGGAACCAAAGCGUCGUCGAAUCAGCUUUGCACCUGAACAAUCCACCAGCCGCUCGUCACCAAGCUCCACACGCGCAGGGUCGGCGGACUCGCCAGCGGGACUCCGGAGUUCGGCACGCACAGCGACGGUGCAGUCCAAGCUGCAGGUCGAGUCGCGUCUCGAGGAGGCGACGCAGCGCAAGGCGGCCCAACCGGUGAGGGUGGUGCAGAAGAAAAAGCAGAGUCUGACGCAGGAUGCGCUGAUUGCUGAGGCGCUCGAGGUGGAGGAGGAGAACAGGGAGAGCUUGCGCAGGUUCUUGGAGCAGGAGGAGGAGAGGAGGGCAAAGCAGAGGCAGAGAAAGGAGCGCAUCACGGGGCCGUUUGUCAGGUGGGUCAGUGUAGGGCUCAAGACGCGUGUGGUCGAGGAUGUGACGCCGCAGAAAGUACGCGCAGAGGACGCAGGUGCGAGCAAGGAAUCGGCAGAACAGUCCGGCACGCCGACUGCGACGCAGCCAAGCGCUGUGCACGGAGGGGAUCGAGGGGAGAGCAGUGCGCCAGAUUCAGCAGCUAUGGCGCAAGGCAGCACGGCAGCUUCGUCUCAAGCAGCACAAGAUGAUGCGCAGGCGACUGCCAAGUCGGACGAACCUGCAACAGCAGCGCAAUCUGCUCAAUCCGCAUCGACAUCAGGUGUUGACCCCAACGCCACCUCGACUCCCGCAUCCGCUCCCCCGAGCUCGACGCCGAAGCCGUCACCUGCGUCAAACGUGGCCUCUUCGAGCUCGCUCACGCUGGAUCCAGUCCUCGCAGCGCGCGCGGAGACGCUUCUGCAACGAACCAACCCCUCCACCCACCCUCCUUCCACCACUCCUUUCACGGGAGAAAGUGGGUGGGAGAAGCAAGCGCGCACAUUGCUAUCUGUCGAACGGAUGCCCGAGGACUGGGAGUGGUUGGACGAGUUCAACGCUUUGCUGGGCACGCACUGCAACUGGGAGUCGUACGCGUUCGUUCCGCAUCGCAACCGCCCGUUGCGACCGCGCCAAAGCGUCUGCCCAAUCACCGGGUUGCCAGCGAUAUACAAGGAUCCCAGGACGGGCAUCCCGUAUGCAACCGCCCACGCCUACGGCGUCAUCACCAAGCUCAUCCACCACAAGUUCAGAUGGGCAAAUGCUCCAUGGGGCGUCUAUACCGACGAUGAAGAUCAACUUGGCCCCGGAGGGGUUUGGCAGAAAGCUAGGGAGAUGACCCUGAAACCAAAGCCAGAGGAAAAAGGGGACAAGGACAAGGGAAAAGACAAGGAGAAGGAAAAGGAGAGGAGCAGAGAAAAGCCAAAGGAAAAGGAGGACAAACGAUCCAAACCGGGAUUCGAUGUCGUGCUUACGAAUGCCAUUGCUCCGGGAGAUGAAAAGGCCUUACUCGCCCAGGCACUCUCGCUUCCCGCUGGCUCAACACGAUCAGGACGACGCGUCCACCGUAACUAA